This is a messenger RNA of Lathyrus sativus (Indian pea), 2163 nucleotides long. The record is from the annotation of a GenBank genome assembly. Lineage: Eukaryota; Viridiplantae; Streptophyta; Magnoliopsida; Fabales; Fabaceae.
AUGACUGUGAGUACUACUCAGCAAGAGAAGUUUGUUAGGUUUCAUGAUUCUAAUUCAGAGAAGGUUUCGGAGAGAAUUCAUCCUGCACUUAAGCCAACACAGUCGGGGAAAUUUAGAAGCACAUUAAGUUCAUUUUCUGAGAAGUUUCAAAGGGGAUUGGAAUCUGGUUCUGAGAGGAUGAUGAGGUUCAGAACAACAUUCGACUCUUUUCACCAUAACAGUGCUCUUUCUAGAAACUUUGGCUCUAAAAGGAAAAUACUUGAUCCACAAGGUUCAUUCCUUCAAAAGUGGAACAAGACAUUUGUGUUGUUAUGUGUCAUUGCUGUAUCACUGGAUCCGUUGUUCUUUUAUGUUCCUGUGAUUGAUGGUGAGAAGAAAUGCCUUUCACUGGACAGAGGAAUGGAGAUUACAGCGACUUUCUUGAGAACUUUCUCUGAUGUAUUUUAUAUAAUCCACAUGAUUUUCCAAUUCCGUACUGGAUUUAUUGCUCCCUCUUCUCGCGUAUUUGGAAGAGGUGUUUUGGUCGAAGAUUCUUGGGCAAUUGCUAAGAGAUAUCUGUCAUCAUAUUUCUUAGUUGACAUUCUUGCAAUUCUUCCCCUUCCACAGGUGGUGAUUCUAGUUAUCAUCCCGAAGAUGAGUGGCUUUGAAUCGCUCAAUACAAAGAACUUGCUGAAAUUUGUUGUUUUCUUCCAAUACAUGCCUCGACUAUUACGAAUAAUUCCAUUAUAUAAAGAAAUUACAAGGACCUCUGGCAUUCUCACUGAAACAGCUUGGGCUGGAGCUGCAUUCAAUCUCUUUCUUUAUAUGCUUGCAAGUCAUGUCCUUGGUGCCUUUUGGUACUUGUUUUCUAUAGAACGAGAAACCACAUGCUGGCAAGAAGCCUGCCGGAGUAAUGUCAUGUGUAACAAGGCAGAUAUGUACUGUAAUGAUCAUGGGGGCGGGUUUAAGACAAUUUCAACAUAUUUGAAUACUUCUUGCCCAAUACAGGAGGAAGAUAAAAAGCAAUUUGAUUUUGGAAUUUUCCUUGAUGCCCUUCAAUCCGGUGUUGUGGAGUCAAGAGAUUUUACCCAAAAACUCUUCUACUGUUUUUGGUGGGGCCUAAAAAAUUUGAGUUCUCUUGGUCAGAACCUAGCAACAAGCACUGAUUUUUGGGAAAUCUGUUUCGCAGUUUUCAUUUCCAUAGCUGGUUUGGUUUUAUUUUCAUUCCUCAUUGGAAAUAUGCAGACAUAUUUGCAGUCAACAACAACAAGACUGGAGGAGAUGAGAGUUAAAAGGAGGGAUGCAGAACAAUGGAUGUCUCAUCGAUUGCUUCCUGACAGCCUGAGAGAGCGAAUCAGGCGUUAUGAUCAAUACAAAUGGCAAGAAACCAGGGGUGUAGAUGAAGACCGUUUAAUUCACGAUCUUCCCAAAGACUUAAGAAGGGAUAUUAAGCGUCAUCUUUGCUUAGAUUUGCUGAUGAGGGUGCCAAUGUUUGAGAAAAUGGAUGGACAACUUUUGGACGCAAUGUGUGACCGUCUCAAACCAAUACUUUACACAGAGCAAAGCUAUGUUGUUCGGGAAGGAGACCCUGUCGAUGAGAUGCUCUUCAUAAUGCGAGGCAAGCUGUUGACCAUAACAACUAACGGCGGUAGAACUGGCUUCUUCAACUCUGAGUUCUUAAAAGCUGGCGACUUCUGUGGAGAGGAGCUUCUCACAUGGGCCUUAGAUCCUCAUUCCUCAUCCAACCUUCCCAUUUCCACUAGGACGGUUCAAACCAUCUUAGAAGUCGAAGCCUUUGCCCUAAAAGCUGACGAUCUGAAGUUCGUGGCAUCUCAGUUCCGGCGUCUUCACAGCAAGAAGCUGCGCCACACUUUCAGAUUCUACUCGCAACAAUGGCGUACAUGGGCUGCAUGUUUUAUACAAGCUGCAUGGCGGCGCUACUGCAAGAAGAAGCUCGAAGAGUCUCUUGUUGAAGAGGAGAACAGGCUGCAAGAUGCGUUGGCAAAGGCCGGUGGUACCUCAACAAGUCUAGGUGCCACCAUAUAUGCUUCUAGGUUUGCUGCCAAUGCACUCAGGUUAUUGCGACGAAACCGUACUGCAAGGAAGAUAAGGGUGCCCGAGAGAAUACCUGCUUUGUUGCUUCAGAAACCUGAAGAACCUGACUUUACUGAGGAAGAACAAUAA